CUGCCGCUCUCCCCCUCCCUCCUGGCCCAGGCACCCGCAGCCCGGGCGGUGGGCCGGCUCUUGCGGGCAGGACGCUCUGCCGCGAGCGCAGGCAUGCUGAAGAAGCAGCGGCAGGGAGGUGGGCGACUCCGAGGACUGAAGCGUGCCCACGACCGCGAAGGAGAACACGCGUGUACAGUCAGGACAAAUGGAUGUCGAAUAACCCAUGUGCCAGGUAACAUUCCAUGUAUCCCUUGCCUAUCCACUGGCAUUGGUCUUGCAGAGUGAUUCUAGGCAAGAGGAGAGACCUGCCAUCAUGACCACUGCUGUGGCAAGAAAAGGGUUAAGUGCCUCCCCUCCUGAUGGCGGUUGGGGGUGGAUGAUUGUGAUUGGCUGCUUCCUCGUUACUAUAUGCACUAGAGCGGUAACAAGGUGCAUCUCAAUUUUUUUUGUGGAGUUCCAGACUUACUUUGCUCAAGAUUAUGCCCGAACAGCUUGGAUCCAUUCCAUAGUAGACUGUGCUACAAUGCUUUGUGCACCACUGGGGAGUUUUAUCAGUAAUCGUAUCUCCUGUCAAGUGGGCAUCAUACUAGGAGGAUUGCUUGCAUCUGCUGGACUGAUCCUGAGUUCCUUUGCCACAAGGCUGGAGCAUCUUUAUCUUUCCUUAGGAGUUCUUACAGGCCUGGGAUUUGCUCUUUGUUAUUCACCAGCCAUAGCAAUGGUAGGCAAGUAUUUCAGCAAGAGGAAAGCACUUGCUUACGGGAUUGCCAUGUCGGGCAGCGGAAUUGGCACAUUCAUCCUGGCCCCUGUGGUCCAGCUUUUGAUUGAACAGUUUUCCUGGCGUGGAGCUGUACUUAUCCUGGGAGGUUUUGUUUUAAACCUGUGUGUCUGUGGUGCUCUGAUGAGACCGAUUGCAAUGAAAGAGGACCACAAGAACACCCCUGAAUUCCCGGAGCAAGAGUUUGGGCCCGAAGCACAAAAGCAGGACUUAAAGCAGUGGUCUGUCUGCUCCCCUCUGAUCAAAGUGUGGUCUCACAAAUGUCUCUGCCGGUGCUCGUGGCAGGAAUACAACUUCUUGCUGAUGCCAGACUUUGUGGUGCUUGCCGUGUCUGUUUUAUUUAUGGCUUAUGGCUGCAGCCCCCUCUUUGUUUACCUGGUGCCUUAUGCGUUAAGGGUUGGAGUCAGUCAUCAGCAGGCAGCUUUCUUGAUGUCCAUUCUUGGAGUCGUCGAUAUCAUUGGAAACAUCACCUUCGGAUGGCUCACAGAUAGAAGGUGCUUGAAAAAGUAUCGUUAUGUUUGCUACCUCUUUGCUGUAGGAAUGGAUGGGUUGUGCAGUCUUUUCCUUCCGGUUCUUCAAAACUUUCCACUCCUUGUGCCUUUCUCAUUCACCUUCGGGUAUUUCGACGGAGCCUAUGUAACACUCAUUCCUGUGGUGACAGCAGAUGUUGUGGGAACUGCUUCCUUAUCAUCAGCCCUCGGGGUGGUGUACUUUCUCCAUGCAAUACCAUACUUAAUCAGCCCACCGGUUGCAGGUUGGCUUGUAGAUACAACUGGCAACUACACUGCAUCAUUCGUCCUGUGUGGAUUUUCCAUGAUAUUCAGUUCGAUAUUGCUGUGCUGUGCAAGACUAGCAAAGAAGGUCAAAUGGACACACUCGAGGCCAGCUGGCAGAGAAACUGAUGCUAAGCAACAAAUCUGGACAAAUGGAGCCAUCCGUUAUUCUGUAACUAGAGAAUUAGAUCAAAAAGGUGUAGAGCUGUUGGCUAGUGAAGUUAAUAGCAUUAGCACAAGAUGAUAAUGUGUUGAAAGGCCCCAUGUACAAAGAAUAUUUUACUAAGAUCAAUUUCGCUAGGUAUCCUAUUGAAGUUUUUUGUUCUCCUAGUGGAUAGAGGGAGGGAAGAGUUUCUCUAAGCAGACCAAAAGGCCUGUUGAUAAUAAGAUUCAAUGGGAAAGAGGAGAUCUCUUCUUCUAGAAUAUGCAGAAGACCAUUUCUAAUUCAGUAAAUCUAGUCCAAGUGGGAAGAGAAAGAAUGUAAUUAUUAUCAGAAAUGACCUGUGUGUGCAAAGGGAAAAACUGGACAACCAAAUGUCAGAUGAACUUGGAAGAAGAAUGCAGUUACAGUCAAUCUUCAAAGAUGUUGCAUACAGCUGAUCUUGUUUGGGAGAGACAUAAAAAAGUUUAAAAUUA
This is a messenger RNA of Eublepharis macularius, 2166 nucleotides long. It is a transcript of the gene SLC16A12, whose product is annotated as solute carrier family 16 member 12. Gene Ontology annotation, biological process: transmembrane transport; monocarboxylic acid transport. Bases 206 to 1774 code for a protein of 522 amino acids. The transcript has 7 exons. Lineage: Eukaryota; Metazoa; Chordata; Lepidosauria; Squamata; Eublepharidae. The record is from RefSeq and is a predicted model, not a curated record. Gene Ontology annotation, molecular function: monocarboxylic acid transmembrane transporter activity.